AUGUCAAGUAUCAGUGCUCAAACAAUUUUUCUCAAUAUAGGAGUCACCAGAAUCGUCAGUUUUCACCCGAAAGUUGAGCAGGAAUCACUUGAAGUCACUUUCUCCCAACGAGGAGGAUAUUCGCAAAUCAACGUCUACAGCCUGAAUGCUGCUGGAGAGAUAGCUCAACAGACGAUUCUCUUUUCUGAUAUCGUACUCAUGGUUCAAUCUGUUUUCGAAUGUGAUGAUGGAUUCAUUGGAGAAACUUGCCAAGAUAUUUCCACCACCUUCACCACAACCACGACGACUGAAGAAACAACGACUGCCGCCACCCAAGGAACCACUUCAUCUUCUGAAUUGCCAACUGCCAGCGCUUUCACCGCCUCAGUGUCCACUGAUAUCAUAAUCUGCUUUAGUUUUUCUGUAUUUUCCGUGGUGCUGCUUAUUCUAAUAGUGUCCAUGUAUCUCCGACGUCGCCAACAACACAUCUACAUCCAACCUCAUACUCCAGUCAAGAAGACCCACAUCGAUCUCGUGGAUUCCGGAAUCUACUCCACAGAAAGCAAUCGAUACACUGGCUCUCCACAUCUUCAAUGUUAG
Messenger RNA from Caenorhabditis briggsae, 579 nucleotides. Lineage: Eukaryota; Metazoa; Nematoda; Chromadorea; Rhabditida; Rhabditidae. The coding region runs from base 1 to 579 and encodes 192 amino acids. The transcript has a single exon. The record is from RefSeq and is a predicted model, not a curated record.